AUGGUCUCCAGAAUUGUAAUGAUGCUAGCGGGUCUCCUAGCGGUGACCAUGGCCCUUCCUGACGCAGCGCCGUCAGGAGUUGGCUACGGUAGUCUGCGCUCUGGAUACGGUGGUUACGGAGGAGGCUAUGGUGGAUAUGGCGGAGGUUAUAGCGGAUAUGGUGGAUAUGACGGUGGUUACAGCAGAUAUGGUGGCUAUGGGCAAGGGUUAGGUCUUGGAUACAGUGGAUAUGGGAGCUUCGGCGGUGGAUUUGGACGUGGAUAUAGAGGCUACAGCAACGACUAUAGUGACUACGGAAGUGGAUAUAGCUAUGGCCAUAGACGCUGA
Molecule: messenger RNA, 327 nt
Organism: Procambarus clarkii (red swamp crayfish)
Lineage: Eukaryota; Metazoa; Arthropoda; Malacostraca; Decapoda; Cambaridae
Product: neuropeptide-like protein 31
Source: RefSeq, a predicted model, not a curated record